Stylonychia lemnae is the source of this 672-nucleotide messenger RNA. The record is from the annotation of a GenBank genome assembly. NCBI's taxonomy places the organism in Eukaryota, Ciliophora, Spirotrichea, Sporadotrichida, Oxytrichidae.
AUGUACUACAGGGACUUUGACUAUAGAACAAUAAUCGCAUAAAACAUUCAGGAUUUUCAACAUCAAGGUUAGACCUUGAUAAUGGAUCUUUAUAUGGUAUCACUUUAAGGGAAUACUUAUAAUAAAAAUUAUGCUGGUAACAAAGAAGGUUUGAUUACUGGAUUUGGGGUAAUGAGAAUAGAAUUUUCUAAAGAAAGAUUUAUCAAUAAUGGGGAGAAUUCUAAUGAUCUUAUUCCUUUGCUGAAUAAGAUAGAUGACAGCACUUUUAGGCUAUUAGAAGAAGAUCAAUCAACAGCAAAUGCAUAAGAGUUUAAUUACGCAUUUUAAGCAACAAACGAUUAAGGGUUAUCAGCUGAUGAUCUUGAAUAAUAUCUUCUCAAAUCCUAGAUAUUCUUGUAGAGUGUGAGUUAUGUUAUUUUAGAUGAUAUUUAUUCAGAGGGAUUUAUUAACCUGCAGGUUCAAUACUCUUCUGAUAAGGGAUAGUUGCUCUACAUGGAGUAAUUUUAUGGAACAAUGAACAUUAUCAAUAAUACAGUGGCUAAUUCAAUUGGUAUAAACAACAAAUACCUAACAGAGAAGCUUAGAUUGUUUGAUUCAUCUGCUACAAAAAGAAGUAUGGAAAUCUUCACCCAAUAUAUGCAUUAGAAGAAACAUGCUUGCUUGGAGGAUUGA